Messenger RNA from Acaulospora colombiana, 1651 nucleotides. The record is from the annotation of a GenBank genome assembly. NCBI's taxonomy places the organism in Eukaryota, Fungi, Glomeromycota, Glomeromycetes, Diversisporales, Acaulosporaceae.
AUGGAUACCGACGAGGACAUGCUCAGUGAUGUUAUUCCAGACAGCAAGCAAAUUUCGCGCCAGACGCUCUCCCCGUAUAAACAAAAGCGACUGGAUGCCAAAAAGAAGACACAGGCUAAGAAGCAAAGGAAACGUGCCCAGGACGGAGAACUGGAUCUUAAACGGAAAGAGCUCGAAAAGGCUAAGGUCGCCGACUCCCUGAAGCGUUACUCAUACCUGCUCGGCCAAACCGAACUUUUCCAACAUUUCGUUGACAUCAAGCGUGCCGCCGACCCGGAGUAUGCUGCCCUAUUGGAUAGCCAAAAGCCCAAGAAGAGGGGUCGAAAGCCCAAAAACCAACCAGCCCAAACGGACGCACGUCACCGGAAAACUGAGAAGGAAGAAGAUGAACAGCUCCUAAAAGAUGAGGUGAAGGCUGACGAUGACGACGACCAACCCUUUGUCUUUGAGCAAUCCCCAGCGUACGUAAAAGGCGGUCAAAUGCGACAGUACCAGGUACAAGGUCUCAACUGGAUGGUUUCCCUCCACCAAAAUGGUCUGAACGGUAUUCUCGCAGACGAGAUGGGGAUCAGUCUUGGCAAAACUCUCCAGACCAUCUCCUUCCUUGGCUAUCUCAAGCACCUAAAGGGCAUACCGGGACCCCACUUGAUUGUGGUUCCAAAGACGACUCUACAAAACUGGGCUCGCGAAUUCGCCCACUGGGUACCCGACUUUGACGUUGUGGUACUGACCGGUACCAAGGAGGAGCGCGCCGAAAUCAUUCGAGAACGUCUAUUGGAUUCCAACUUUGAAGUAUGCAUAACGUCUUACGAAAUAUGCUUGAUCGAAAAAUGGGCCUUCAAGAAAUUCUCCUUCGAAUACAUUGUCAUUGAUGAAGCCCAUCGAAUCAAGAACGUCAACUCCAUUCUCUCUCGUAUCGUUCGCGAGUUUAUGUCGCGAAACCGUAUGCUCAUCACUGGAACCCCACUGCAAAACAACCUCCAAGAACUCUUUGCCCUUCUUAACUUCAUUUGUCCAGAAAUCUUCUCAGAUUACAGGGACCUGGAGAGUUUCUUACAUAAGGAUGCCAAGGGUAAGAAGGAAAGCGACAGCGAAGAAGAUGGAGAGGAUAAAGAUGCGAGCGAGAAAGAGCCAACUCCCGAGUUAACCGAGGAAGAGAAAAGCAAGAAGGUUGUUGAAGCACUACACAAGAUCCUUCGUCCAUUCCUCCUCCGACGAGUCAAAUCUGAUGUAGAAAAGAAUCUCUUGCCUAGUAAGCAUCCCAGCCCUUCCAUUUCUGACUUUAGGGAUCUCAAUCUUCCGCAGAAAAGGAGAUCAAUAUCUACGUCGGCUUAUCGGACAUGCAAAGGAAAUGGUCUCACCGGUAAAAAGGAAGGCAAGGCCCGUUUGAUGAAUCUCGUCAUGCAACUCCGUAAAGCUCCUCCUUGUUUGCCGCUGGAAAUCAAGGCGCAACUUUUGUGCUGCUCUCUCGAGCAUGCGUUCUUCUACGCUACCAUCUGUAAUGAAGCGGAAGACAUAUACCUGCUUCGUUUGACCAAUGCGAUGAGCACGAUCCAUAGCUUGAAGAUCUGCUUGAGGGUUCCAAUCACUGUCAUAAAGCACGACAAUAUCUGCAGUAGUGAGGUUGAUUCCAAGACCACCAGCACGUGUC